UUCUUAGCCGAAGCUGUCUCGCGCAAGCUGCUCUUACAGCUCCAUGCGUUCUCCACACGUUCGUAAAACUCGAUCGUAAAUGCAUCGCUCAUGUCCCGAUUCUGGUAAGGCCGGAUAGGAUGAAGGUCGCCUUUGUCACCGUCACACAUGCUGUCGUCGUGAUUAUAGCCACGGAAUUGGAGCACGUUAAGGCCAGAAGAAGUAACAGCGUGGCUGGGGCCUACACACCGGGAAUAGGACUAAUUUAUUUGGGUAUACCAAGAAAAGACACCCCAUUAUUGCAUAAACCACCGCAGUCAUGGACGAAAAAAGCAAAGGGACCACGAUAUCUUGUCGGAAAGCCUGGAUCAUAUUUUGUGGGAAAUCGCCCGAGAUACGCCCGGGGGAGGAAACUGAAGAAGCUGGCAACACACCGGAGCGGGAAGAACAAGCCAAUAGGCAAGCAUACAACAAUGCACAAGAAAUCAGAGCAUGAGGGCAAAGAAAACGAUCACUCGCCCGCAGCCAAUGGGCAUCAGAAUGGAACUGAAGCUACCGGAGGUGGAAACGGUAGAACGAUGGACCCAGUGGGCAUGGGAAUGGGUAUGGGAAGGAGCAUGGGAAUGGGCAUGGGAAUGGGUAGAAUGAUGGGCCUCAUGAUGGCAAACGAAAUAGGCAAAAGUGUUGCUAAUGCAGCCGUGGACAUAACGAAGGAGAUUGUUGCAGCAAACCGAGCUGCUCAGGCUUUAGCAGCCGCAGCCAAAGGUCACGGUGCUGCGGAUACGGGUGAAAAAGGUGGAGCGGAUGCAGGUGACAAGGGAGGUGAUGAAGGGGAUAAGAAGGAUUCCAAGGACGCGAAGAAUUCUAAAGAUGGCGCAGAAGAAGGUGGUACUACUGAGAAAAAGGCAGGAAAGGAUAAGAAGGAGUCGAAAGAUGCGAAGGAUUCGAAAGCUGCAACAGGAGGAACUAGCUCAUCGGACAAAAAGUCAGCUUGACUCGGUAUCGCCACGCCGCCCCAGCCGGGAUCAGCACUCGAGAUGGAAAUGGCCUGCGAGAAUGACUAAAUGGUCCAUCAUAUCACACGAUCUUCUAGGAACAAACUGGAAGUCAGUUUAUACUCCCUGAUAUGAGGCGUGCGAUAGUUUGCCCCAACCCUUCAUACGCCUGGAAGUCAUGCCUGUAAAUAAAGACGU
Dermacentor albipictus is the source of this 1172-nucleotide messenger RNA. Its product is annotated as cylicin-2-like. NCBI's taxonomy places the organism in Eukaryota, Metazoa, Arthropoda, Arachnida, Ixodida, Ixodidae. The record is from RefSeq and is a predicted model, not a curated record.